Rangifer tarandus platyrhynchus (Svalbard reindeer) is the source of this 1233-nucleotide messenger RNA. Lineage: Eukaryota; Metazoa; Chordata; Mammalia; Artiodactyla; Cervidae. The record is from the annotation of a GenBank genome assembly.
AUGGAAACCACGGCGAAAACAAUUAAAAAGGAUACUCAAGAUGGGCCGCCAAAGGAAGUCAAAUUGCCUAUCAGUGAGGCACUUCUAGACUAUCACUGUCAAAUAAAGGAAAAUGCAGUAGAACGAUUUAUGGCUCGAAGAAAGAAAUUUAGAGAAAAGAAUCCAAAGUAUCAUGAAAGAAAUAAACACUUAAAGGAUGAACAAAUUUGGCACAUACGGAAACUUCUAAAGGAACUGAGUGAAGAGAAGUCAGAGGGAUCCGUAGUUGUAACAAGAGAGGAAGUUGAAAACGCAAUGAAGGAAACAUGGAAGUUUGAAAGAGACCAGGGACAAAACUUGAAAGAUAUGCGCAUCCAAAUAAGUAAUUCUGAGAAGCUAUUUCUUGAGAAACUCAGUGAGAAAGAAUAUUGGGAGGAAUACAAGAAUGUAGGGAGUGAACAACAUGCUAACCUCAUUACCUCCUUACAGAACGACAUCAACAGAGUUAAGGAGAAUGCCAAAAAAAUGUCAGAACAGUAUAAAAUCACCCUGGAAGAUGAUAGAAAGAAAAUAAUCAAAGAAACUUUGUUGCAGCAGGACCAAAAGAAGGAAUGGGCCACAGAGAAUUCUCUAAGGUUCAUUGACAAAGGCAGCUAUCGAGAGAUCUGGGAGAAUGACUGGCUCAAUAAAGAGAUUGCAAAUAGCAGGAAGGAAGUGGAAGAACUGGAAAAAGGUAUUCAUGAGCUGGAAGAAGAAAAUUUGGUGCUUAUUGAUCAGCUAUUCAACUGCAGACUUGUGGAUCUCAAGAUACCCAGGCGACUGUAUCUUACCCAAGCUGUCGGGCAGGAAGUACCACCUGAAGUGCCUUUGGAAUUGUCAGAAACACAUAAAGAAAAGUCAGAAUCACAACCUACAGACAUAAAAAGCAGAGACAUAUCGAGCAUCUCAUUUGGGAGCAGUGGUUUUCGUCUUAGUUACAAGGACAGCAGAUUGGGCCAGCUUCUGGAGAUAGAUGAAAAAGAGAGCUCAAGAAUAGAGUUUGGGGCCUCUGAUAUGAAAUACUUACUGUAUGAGGAUGAGCAGGAUUUCAAGGAUUAUGUAAACCUGGGCCCCCUGGAAGUGAAGCUCAUGACUGUGGAGAGCAAGAAAAUGCCCAUCCACUUCCAAGAGAAGGAAACUCCAGUCAAAUUCUAUGAGGAUGUCAGGAGUCCAGAAAGCCACAUCACGUAUAAAAUGAUGAAGUCUUUUCUCUAA